Phlebotomus papatasi is the source of this 914-nucleotide messenger RNA. RefSeq lists its product as uncharacterized. Bases 54 to 914 code for a protein of 286 amino acids. The record is from RefSeq and is a predicted model, not a curated record. The transcript is spliced from 6 exons. NCBI's taxonomy places the organism in Eukaryota, Metazoa, Arthropoda, Insecta, Diptera, Psychodidae.
AAUUUUUCACAUUGCUGGAACAUUCCAGAAGCGUGGGUCUCUCAGUCAGUGCAAUGGCGCAGCAAAAAAAUUUGCAAGUGCAAUUUAAUAAUGAAAAGUGUUAUAUAAACGUGAAAUUCAGUGAAAUCCUAAGCUACGAGGACUUGGAAAAUAGUGUGCGCAAUCAACUGUCCUUAAACGGUGGGGUGCUAAAAAUUUUAGACUCAGAGGGAGUUAGAAUCUUGCCAGCAGCAUUCUCAGAAGUCGAAACUUCGUAUUAUAUUAUACGACACGAAGAAGAUGUGUCUGAUGCCAUUGGAGACGUUCCAGUAAGAAAUGGGUAUCCGGAGGCCACUGGGAAUAUUGUGGAGAAUCCAAAUAUGAUGCCAACCCUUAUUGCGAAGGAGCUUCGCAAGUUUUUUAGAGUUCAAAGAACUGUUUUAAUCAACGGUGCCGAGCUGUUGACAAAAAACAAGCUCACUGAGCGUGAAAGGAAGAUGGCAAUUCGAAUAAUUGCUAACCAUCUUCUGCUUUAUCGGCCUCAGCCCAAAAAAGAUGAUAAAAUAGCUUACGCAAAGGCCACCGUGGAGCUCUUUCCGUCCUUAAAAAUAGAUUCUCCGAGAGGAUAUAUUCAGCUUGAUUUCCAAUUGCUUUUCCCUGAUAAGAACAACUGCUUGAAGGAGUUGUUUGAUGAAGAAUUUCAAACAAAGCUAUGUACUUUGGGAAAUACUCAAGCAAUGCGCAAAAUAGACAAUGGAUGGCCCACGCCAAUUUGGGCAACUCUCAACUGGCUGUCACUGUUGCCACCAACUGGUGGAGGUCGAGGUCACCAAGGUAGACCAAGUCUCAAAGAAGCCUGCGGAAAUUUGAUACAGUUUUACGAGGCAGGGGAACACAAGGAGCGACAUCAGAAAGUUUUACGUGUCUUUGGAUGA